Rhincodon typus (whale shark) is the source of this 1750-nucleotide messenger RNA. Its product is annotated as solute carrier family 22 member 5-like. The transcript is spliced from 10 exons. The coding region runs from base 59 to 1750 and encodes 563 amino acids. Gene Ontology annotation, biological process: transmembrane transport. Lineage: Eukaryota; Metazoa; Chordata; Chondrichthyes; Orectolobiformes; Rhincodontidae. Gene Ontology annotation, cellular component: membrane. The record is from RefSeq and is a predicted model, not a curated record. Gene Ontology annotation, molecular function: transmembrane transporter activity.
UUUGAAGCUAAAGCACCGAUUGCUCAGAAAAGAAAUUAUUUCAGGAGUCAGAAAAAAAAUGCAAAGUUAUGAUGAGGCAACUGCUUUCCUGGGAGAAUGGGGGCCAUACCAGAGGACAAUUUUCUUUUUCCUCAGUCUGACUGUUGUUCCAAAUGGAUACACAGUCCUUUCUAUGGUGUUUCUGGCAGAUAUUCCUCAGCAUCAUUGUCGUCUGCCUAACUCUUCAAAUGUGAUGAUCGGAGAAACUUCCUUUCUUAAUCUAAGUUUACUGCUACCUGUGGAAGAAGUGGGUGAUGGACAAAUGUACAGUAAAUGCACCAGAUACAAGACUGAAAUGAAAGACAGUUUAAAUGAUACAAUGCCUGAAAUAGAGCCCUGUAUUGAUGGCUGGGUGUACAAUACAGACAGAUACAUCUCUACAAUUGUCACUGAGUGGGACUUGGUGUGCGACAAUGGCUGGAAAGGACCAUUUACCACAUCAAUCUUUUUCCUGGGAGUAUUGUGUGGCUCGAUUAUUUCAGGACAACUUUCAGACAGGUAUGGAAGAAAAGUUGUUCUCUUUGGAGGCGUAGCCUUACAGACAAUCUUAAGCUUAAUUCAGCUGACCUCUCAGAGUUGGGAAAUGUUCUGCGUGCUGUACUUUUUUGGUGGUGUUGGAGAUAUCGCACAUUAUGUAGCUGCUUUCGUUCUUGGAACGGAACUCCUCAGAAAAUCUGAGAGGAUUGCUUACACAUCCCUUGGCGUGUGCACAUUUUAUGCCUUUGGUUACAUGCUUCUACCACUUUGUGCAUAUUACAUCCGAGACUGGAGGAUGUUACUGCUCACUUUGACUCUCCCGGAGAUUCUAUAUGUCCCUCUUUGGUUGUAUGUACCUGAAUCUCCUAGGUGGUUGCUCACACAAAGUCGUGUGGAACAAGCUGAAGCUAUUUUGAAAGAUGCUGCUCGGAAAAAUGGCAUUACAUAUCCUGGGCCAAUAUUUGAUACAACAUACAGUAGAAUGGAUCCUGUGGACAGGAAUAGGCAUGAACACAAUUAUUUGGAUCUGAUUAUAAGAGCUGACAAAAGGAAUGUCACAAUCCUUUCUUUCUUUCUCUGGAUGAUUGGUAGCAUUGGAUACUAUGGACUAUCCCUCAAUACUCCCAACAUGCAUGGGGAUCCCUACAUCAACUGCUUCAUCUCUGCGGCCAGUGAACUCUUGGUAUCUGUGAUUGUCUGGUGGUUGAUGCGAGCCUCACCUCGACGGAUCACCACUGCUUCUAUGUUCAUACUUAGCGGAGGUGUUCUCCUUCUGGUCAAGUUUGUUCCUUCAACUCUUCAAAUUGUGAUCACUCUAUUGUUGAUAAUUGGUAAAUCUGGUGCUACAGCAGUCUACACAAUCAUCUAUAUUUUCACAUCUGAAUUGUAUCCAACUGUGGUGAGGAAUAUGGGGCUUGGGGCAUGCUCCAUGGCUUCCAGAAUUGGCAGCAUCAUCUCCCCAUAUUUUGCAUAUCUUGUUGUACACAGUGAAAUAUUGGCCUUCAUGUUAAUGGGCAGUUUGAUGGUAACUGCUGGAUUAUUAAGCUUGUUGUUGCCUGAAACUCGUGACAAGCCUUUACCAGAGACAAUUCAGCAAAUGCAACCAAUGAGCUGCUGCUAUGGUUCAGUGGAAGGGAACUGCUGCAAGAUUUCCUCCUUCCAAACAACCGUACAGCAGACCAGUCAGUCUCAAGGUGACAUCACUUCUUCGGACACCUCAACAGCUGGACUAUAA